AGUCUUCAGUGAGACAGUUGUUAGUGAGUGAGUCAUGGGGCGCACGAUUAAAAUGGCGUAGUCACAAAUCAUGUCACAAUCUCUCUACACAUUUUCGAAACAUUUCUAAUCUAAGAGAGCUUCCGGAAUCCUGAAUUUCGGACGCUCCCAUUAUCAACGAAUACUAUUAAUUGUUGCUUCAGCUCGGAUUAUCUCGUUAACAAUAAGUGCAAACUAAUGUGUGUGUGAGUGAGUGUGUAUAGUGGACUGACAAGAUGAAAUGACAGCGAGCGUUUGACAACCUGCAUACGUUCGCAGAGAUAAUUUAAUGUUUCGUGGGAUUAUCAAGAAGUGUGGAAUAUUAUUUCACGUGAGUGAAAAAGAGGUUGACAGAUUUGGACGCGAUUGUUCCAAAAAUCUGCCUCGUGACAGCUUGACGACCUCGCGAUGAGACAAGAUGGCGCCACCGGCGUUUUGACAUAUCCACACGAACAUCAGCUGGAUUUCGCAGCCGUUGUGGAUUUUCUUUGAUAUAUUAUGAGCAGAGAAUUUUACGUGCCUUGCACGCCUUACGCAUAUCCGCAGUGUGGCAGUGGAUCAACAGAUGGCGUCGUGGGGAGCGGAGGUGGUGGUAUGGAUUGCAUACCCCUACGUCCUGGGCCGUUUCACUACUUGAUCAACGAGCAGGCUAAGUCCCUGGUGGCGCUCCAGGAGCUGCAGAAUGAGGUCGGCGCUCUCCUCGAGUUUCGGGACCUCGUCAUCGAGACGUUCCCAAACCUCCGGCACAAGAUGGCGGUCUCGGCGGCAACUUCAAGCUCGGCGAACGCAUCCGUGAUGUCCUCCACGCAGAGUUCUCACAUCCCCUUACCUUUGUCCAGUCCAUCCUCUCGUAGAAUAAGUGAUUGGGAGCCAGGAAAGGUGAGGCGACGGGUUCCAAGGGAAGGCGAAUCUUCGGCCUCGUCAUCUUUACCAAGGAGUCGUAGCAAUUCCCACAGCGGAGGUAACAAGAACAGCGCGACCGUUCAGGAUUCUGGCUUCAGCACGGAGACUUCUUCUAAGGACAGCGCCUCCACGGCGAUACCAAGGCCACCUAGUCCACGUCCCGUCCUGGACGAGGCGGAGGACGAACUAUGGAACCUCUUAGACGUUAUUCACCGAAAAGGAAUUCGUCUCAGAGAGGAAGUUGAGAGUCUUCAAGGACGUUUGGAGAGUGUAGCCUCGGAGGAUUUUGGUCUUUCGGGCGAUGUUUUAGAGGCUGUGAAAAGAGUUACUGGUUCGGAAGAUGACGCCCGAAGUAGCGACGACAUUGAUAGGGUUCCGAGUGACCAGGACACUCAGGUGGCUGAACUUCAGAGAGAGAAGUUGAAACUCCUGGACAAGGUUGCGGAACUCGAAGCGGAGACGAUAUCGAGUCGAGCACGUGCUCAGGAACUUCAGUCAGAGUUGGCGGCUCUUUCGGCCAUUAGAAGUGGACUUGAAGAUCAUCUGCGGACCGGUACCUUAGAUGGAUCAUACGGGAUUCAUAAUCCUGGCGCGCAAAGGAUUCAGCCGAUUUCACCAGCCAUUCCAUCCUCAUCGCCGAAGAGUAAUAAUGUUAAUAAUAUCAGGAGCAAGGGAUCCGCUUUUGCCCCAGUGCUCUCCAGUAAGGCGCAGAAGAAUAGGUUUAGGACAAGGACUAUAGAAAAAAAUGUAGUGGCCAAUGUGGUUGCUAGGUCAUUUGAGGACUUGAAUGUAGAAGCUAAUGUUAACGAAAGGAGAGCAAGACUGGGAGCACUGGAUUCCGUGCUCAUUUCACCCACCAGGGUAGCUAAUGUUAAAGAUGUGGAUUCCAAGAAAAUUGCCGCCAUCCUGAGAGAGCAUUCUUCUCUUGAACUCCAGCGACACCUUAUCACUACAACCGUCCAUAAUCAGGCCUUACAAAAAAGACUGGACGACGUAGAAAAAAGCACCGAAAUGCUCUCGGAAAGAUUAGACAAAGCCCGGGAGGAAAAUGAUGACCUCAGAUUUCAACUUGCGGAGCGAAACAUUGAAUUGGAAGGAACGCGAGCGCGAGUCAGAGUUCUGGAAAGGUUUCAGCAGCGUCCGUCCACGGAAGGAGAUCCGAAUCCAGAAGCUGAUGCGGAGCAGCCAAGAUGCGAGCAGAAUUAUCCCGAGCCUGGGAGCAGUACAGAGUCUGCUCGCGAUCAUCAUCAAGCCCUCGAAAUAAAGCCAUCGCCGCGUAGGCGACCUAGUCGAAUUCCUUUACCUGGUGCCUCGAAGGCUGCCACUCCUAAACCUCCAACGCCGCACGGUAGAAACGACAGUAAAGAAUCUUUAAAGUCGCUGACCACUAGAACGGUGAGGGAUUCUAGUCGCGACAGUCUGACUGGCAAGAUCUUCUCCUGUAAGACGCGAGACACCAGUCGCGAGUCCCUGAACAAGAGCCUGCCGAGAACAAUCGAGAGGACCAACGGGACCGUGAACAAGGAAGCCGGGAGGGACUCUCUCAAUAAGUCCUUGCCACGCAACAAUUCCAGUAAAGACUCACUGAACAAGUCAUCCUUGCUCUCCCGAGCGAGGGACUCGCUGGAGUCCAACUCUUCUCCUGUGACUCCCCCACGACGACCGUCCGCUCCUGCUCGUCGAUCUCACAGCCUGGCCCGUGCUUCCGUCGAUACCGACACCGGAAAGACCUAUUCUGAUCCGCCAGAUUCGUGGUGCUCAACCAGUGGAAGUUUCCACCGUUCGGAUACUUCUUCAUAUCUAGAUUCCUUAAAUCAGGAAACUUCCUCAGUUACUGGAUCCACAAGAGUGGAAUUUAUCAUUGGAUCGCCGACGAGAAGAUUUCGACCGAAUGCGCCAUGGACACCACGUUUUUUUGACAGCAUCGACUCGGCAGCAAUCGCAGCAGAGAGUCUUAUGACGGACGAAUUUCCACCCCGACGUGGCGAGGCUUUAGCCGAAUGUGAUUCACUUGAACGUCAUCCAAUUUCUAGUGACGCGUGAGUUGACUAUUUUACUCAGUUUGAUUAAGUCAUCGAUUUGAAUUAUCCUGGCAAUACGAUUGACUAGACAAUGUUCCAAACAUUAAAAAAAUCUCAUUUUCUCCUCUUUUAAUUAAUCUAUGUUGAAACUUAAAUUCGAACGAUGAUUCCAGUUUUAGAAGUUUUAAGUUUUAAUAUUCUGUCGAAAAAUACGUCCUAUGCUUCAAUGUAUGCUUAACUAAAUGGAAUUAAGAACUUAUCGUCUCCCCGAGUGAGUGAGUCUUCAAGAAUGAGUUUGUUUAGCAAACUUUCAAUUACUUGGACCAAGCCUAUUAAGAUUUCGUUCUAGUGAAUAUUCAGCUUAACCAUAAUCUUCUUCAGGUUUAUAUAUUUUGAAUCUGACAUGCGAUUGGAACCUGCGAAAUAAAAACCAUACGAGUGUCCAAUCGAUAAAGCGGAUUGUAUUUCAGCCACAGAAGUAAGCAUUAUUCAUUCCAUGUUGAAAAUUUGAAAGUACAGCAUUCCAAGAAGCAUUUCUUGUACUACAUGUGCACUAUUGUGAUUGUUAAUUUUAUAAUUGUAUUGUGCGAAAAUGAUUAAGUUUACGAAAUUGUUAAGUCAGCAGACAUUCUGAACAAAAGUUGGAAUUGUCAUGUUCUAAUACUUUCUUCGAGUUCAGUCUUUUAAUUGUUAUUCCUCUGUUGGAGAGAAUCUCUGUCGAAUGAAUGAAUGGAUUGUAUUCUGUUAAUUCUAGAAAUGUGUGAGUCUGCUCUUGAAGAAUUUGAAUUACAUAUCAUGCGAGCAAGUUAGAAAUUUAUUGUUUAAUCUAAUUGCAUAGUUUUUCACUUCCAAAGUUCAUAGGUAAACUUGGAGUAAUAUUGUCCACUCAGUGCGCAAGGUGCACGUUAAUUAUAUUUUGUUGAUGUCAAUCUUA
Molecule: messenger RNA, 3876 nt
Organism: Belonocnema kinseyi
Lineage: Eukaryota; Metazoa; Arthropoda; Insecta; Hymenoptera; Cynipidae
Gene: jvl
Exons: 5
Coding region: 517-2964 (815 amino acids)
Source: RefSeq, a predicted model, not a curated record